Malaclemys terrapin pileata is the source of this 732-nucleotide messenger RNA. RefSeq lists its product as uncharacterized. The coding region runs from base 1 to 732 and encodes 243 amino acids. Gene Ontology annotation, cellular component: blood microparticle; immunoglobulin complex, circulating; external side of plasma membrane. The record is from RefSeq and is a predicted model, not a curated record. Gene Ontology annotation, biological process: positive regulation of B cell activation; B cell receptor signaling pathway; innate immune response. NCBI's taxonomy places the organism in Eukaryota, Metazoa, Chordata, Testudines, Emydidae. The transcript has 4 exons. Gene Ontology annotation, molecular function: immunoglobulin receptor binding; antigen binding.
AUGACGCCUGCCGUGGGGCCGUGCGCGUUGUUGGCAGAGUUUGUCUCGGUGGCUGCUGUGCCUGGGGAAGACCCCGUCCGGUUCAUGGAGAGAAUGGUUCACCUGGCAUGUUUGUGUGGCCGGGGUGUGGCUGCCAUAGAGGGAGGGCAGGUUCCCCCGACCAUAGCUCAAAUAGUCCUGCCUCCGGAGGAAUUGAGGCUGGUCGCCCAGGGUCUCCCAGUCCACGUACAGCAGGCGAUCGGGAGGUGGAGACCCGGGGAACCCGCGGAUGUGGAAGCCCAGCUGGACGCACCAAAGGCCCCGCAUCUGGCCCAGGGACUUACAGAGCUGCGCUCCCAUCCCAUCACCAUGCUGGGUCUGCUGAGAAUCUGCGUUUUCCUGCUUGGCCUCUCAGGGGCCCGGGCACAGGUGGCUCUGACCCAGUCCAGCCCGGAGGUUAAGAAACCCGGGGAAUCCACUAAACUCACAUGUGCCGUGAGCGGCUUUGAUCUCAGCAGCUAUACCAUGUACUGGGUCCGACAGGCUCCGGGAAAGGGGCUGGAGUGGCUGCUUUAUUAUUAUUCAUCGUCUAGCAACAGCUACUCCCCGACCAUCCAGGGGCGAUUCACAGCCUCCAAGGACAGCUCCAAUUUCUACCUACACAUGACCAGCCUGAGAGCGGAGGACACCGCCGUGUAUUACUGCGCGAGGGACACAGCACCAGGGAGUAGCUGCUCCUACUGCUCCAAGUGA